This is a messenger RNA of Camelina sativa (false flax), 1909 nucleotides long. Its product is annotated as F-box/FBD/LRR-repeat protein At4g26340. NCBI's taxonomy places the organism in Eukaryota, Viridiplantae, Streptophyta, Magnoliopsida, Brassicales, Brassicaceae. The record is from RefSeq and is a predicted model, not a curated record. Gene Ontology annotation, molecular function: protein binding.
CUGAGUACGAUUGCACCCAAAGCCAUACUUCGGGGAUUUCAGAGUGUCUCUCAUUUUUAAAGUUGAGACCUUUCAGCUUCGCUAUUCGCCGCACUUUAUCCCCUGUGGCAAGCUUCUUCUUCGUCUGGGUUUUGAUAUUUUUGGGGGCACUCUGUUAUGAUCUAGGGAACUCCUUUGUUAUCCUCUACUGAGAAAUGUAAAACAACUUUAGAUUUAGGGUUUUUUUUUUUUUUUUGUGAAACAGAGUUUGCGACUAGAGAAAUAGGGUAAAAUCAAUGAGGCCUAGGUCAUUGGUCAGCCCCUAAAUCAUCCUUCUCUUCUUACUCUUCUAGCGCAUCAUUUUGCCAUUCGAGAACACCCAAGAAGCACUAAGGAACUACGAGUGUAUCUCCAAACAAUCAAACUGCUCAAACCGUAGACUUUGUGCUCCUUUGGCCACUAGCUCAAACUUUGAGAUUUCAGAGCAUUGUUUUUCAAAUGGACCAUAUCAGUCAGCUUUCAGAUGAUUUGCUCUUGCGGAUUUUGUCAUGUCUUCCGACAAGAAAUGUUGUGGCCACAAGUCUUUUGUCCCAAAGAUGGCGGUUUCUUUGGACGUUAGUGCCACAACUUCGAUUCGACGAUACCAAUCAUAAUGGUGACUAUAAGAGCUUCUCUCAGUUUGUUUACAGGUAUUUGCUAUCAAAUAAGGCACCUGUUCUACAGCAAUUGCAUCUGAAUCUUGGCUCUCACUGUCCUGCUAUAGACAUUAGACUAUGGAUUGAUAUUGCAGUUAGUCGCCUUGUGAUUGAGCUGGAAAUUAAUAUUCGUUCUUCCAAGGACGUGUCUGUUACUUUACCGAGUAGCCUAUACACCUCUAAUACACUAGAGACCUUGAGUCUCAUCAAUUACGUUCUUUUGGAUGUUCCUUCUUCAGUUCGUCUCCCGUCUCUCAAAGUUCUGCACCUAACGAGUGUUGAUUACGUAGACGAUGUAUCUCUUCCAAGUCUUUUAUCUGGCUGUCCAAAUCUUGAAGAAUUGUGUUUGGGGCGACAUGAGGAAGACUCUGUAAUGGAUGUCACUGUCGUGGUGCCUUCCUUACAACGGUUAACUAUGGUCGACACAAAUGAUGUUAGUCGUAGUCGAUAUGUGAUAGAUGCCCCUUGUUUGAAGUACCUUAACAUCGUAGAUGAAGCACUUUACAAGUCCCGUCAAAUUGAGAACAUGCCUGAAUUGGUCGAGGCAAAUAUUGCGAUUACUAGAGGAGUUACUCAGAAGUUUCUGAGGGCUCUUACUUCUGUCCGACAUCUUUCUCUAUGUUUAUCAAUUUCAAAGGUUAGGUGUCCUUCUGGUAUGAUUUUCAAUCAGCUUGUUCAUCUGAGUUUGUAUACAUUUGCUAAAGGUUGGUGGGAUCUUCUUACUUGUAUGCUCCAAGAUUCCCCAAAACUAAGAUUUCUCAAACUCAUUGAUAAACAUGAUUCUGGUCUUUGUGGAAAAGAAACCCCAAUUGGUUGGAAGCUGCCGAGUUCUGUCCCCGAGUGUAUUUUAUUUAGUCUUGAGGCAUUUGAGUGGAUUGGGUACAAAGGGAGACGAGGAGAUAGAGAGAUGGCAACAUAUGUCCUAAAGAAUGCUGCUUGUUUGAGGACAGCAACGUUUACUCCAGAAUCUACUGAUGUGGAAGAAAAGUAUCGUAUGCUCAAGGAGUUGGCAUCAGUACCUACAGCUUCAACUUCGUCUCAGCUUCUAUUCGACUGAAUAAUAUAACAUUUAGUUUUUGGUAGUAUCUCUUUUAUUUCAUGGUUGUGUUUAGUUUUUGGUCAAGACUGGUUUAACAAAAAAAAAAAAGGCAUGAUGAGCCAUGUCAAACCCACCUUGCUUCUCCUCUCUGCCUCAAACUUGAAAGUCUGGAUAUGAACGGUUUAUUUUUUUUCAA